CUGAAACCGGACGCAGGUGGUGUUGGUGGUGUAACUUGACGCUGGUUCUCCGGACAGACAGACUCUCUGGACCCGGACUGAACAGAACCGAACCGGCAUUCCUGUGAUGCCCCAGGGCGGGCCGAGCUGGUCGGGGUUGCGAUGCCUUAUGUGGACCGACAGAAUCGCAUCUGCGGCUUCCUGGACAUCGAGGAGAAUGAGAGCAGCGGCAGGUUCCUGCGCCGAUACUUCAUCCUGGACACCCAGCAGGGCAACCUGCUGUGGUACAUGGACAACCCUCAGAAUCUGCCUAAAGGUGCAGAGAAGGUGGGAUCUCUCAAACUCACCUACAUCUCUAAGGUCAGUGAUGCCACCAAACUCCGACCAAAGGCAGAGUUCUGCUUUGUUAUGAAUGCAGGAAUGAGGAAGUUUUAUCUGCAGGCCAACGACCAGCAGGAUUUGGUGGAAUGGAUCAGUGUUCUCAACAACGCCACCAAGAUCACUGUGCCGAAGCCGGGCGAGGGUCAAACAACCGCUCACUCAGAGACCCCCCAGGAAGUACUAGGAGCCAUGAAACAGGUCUCCUACAAGACUGAAAUCAUAGGAGGAGUCCCUAUCAUCACUACUACACAGGAACAGGGGGAGGGGCAGAACGAGGCGGAGCGGGGAGGUUUGAAGCGGGGUCAGAAUCAGCUGCCCUACUUCCUGUCCAGAGGAGUGCAGGACCAGGCCAUCAAGGCUGGGUACUGUGUUAAACAGGGGGCUUUGAUGAAGAAUUGGAAGAGGAGGUACUUCAUUCUGGAGGAAAACGCUGUCAGCUACUACAAAUCUGACCUGCAGGAGAGGGAGGCGCUGAGAGUCAUCCCGCUGAAGGAGAUUCACAAAGUUCAAGAGUGCAAACAGAGGGAGCCGAUGAUGAGAGACAACCUGUUUGAAAUGGUCACCAGCUCCAGAACCUUCUACAUACAGGCUGACAGUCCAGAGGACAUGCACAGCUGGAUUAAGGCCAUCUCAGGGGCGAUCGUUGCUCAGCGCGGCCCGGGACGCUCCGCUAACACUAUCCGUCAGGCCAGACGGCUGUCCAGCCCUUGUAUACAGAGGUAUACGCCAUUCUGCAGUGGUGAAUGCAGCACGAACGCAGUGACAACUCUUCUCCUUCCCCAACAUCCUCCUCCACCUUCUACUACCCCGUCGAAGAGGAACUACACUACCCACAAUCCUCCUCCGGCGCCCCCUCAGCGGGCCCUCAGCUUCACACUGGACACGCACCACCAGGACAACUUCCUGGGUCUGCUCCCGUGGAGGCUGAGCGGCGUCCAGACCGUGAUGGUGCCCCUGCCUUCGGCGCGCUCCCGCCUGUCGCUGCAGGAGACGGUGCAGUCGUCGAAGUGACGGAGGAGAACGGGUCGCCGUGGAAACGGCGCAGCGAAAUGGCCCGGCUGGGGUUUGUUGGCAGCGGUGGCGGGGAGGAGCUGAACAGUCGCACCACUGAGAAGUCUGACCUGCAGAUGACCCUGAUUUGAUGAUGAUGAUGAUGAUGAUGAUGAUUGACAAUCUCUAAAGGACACACACACACACACACACACACACACACACGCACACACACACGCACACACACACACACACACACACACACACUCCUACACAGACUGCUGAGACUCCGUGUUCUUAGAAAACUACUUGACAGUCUAAAUGAUCCUCUCCAAAACCUCCUGGGACCAUUUCUUUUGUACGUGUGUGCACAUGUGGAAUCGAACCUUCUUCCUCUGCUGUUUUUCCUUCACGUCGGUCUUCCCGGAUAUUAUUUACAAACAAACAAACACCACGUUGUCACGCAAAGAAAAACAAACUUGGAUAUUGUACAGUGACAUGUUUCACCCUGCUCAUCACGCGAUGACGGGCUGGUUUCAGGAUUCAUGUGAGAAACAAACAUGAAUCAAACAAACCAAAGUUUGCAAUCAUGUCUUUUCUUUGUUUUCUUUUACAGCAGCAGCUCAGAGUCUCCGUCGUGUGUGUCCACUCUGCUGAGAGAGACUGACUAAUCCAGCUUCUCAGUUUACUUUUUUAAGACAAUCCCGCUUGAUAUGAACUCUUCAAUCCUGAAUUUCCUCUGGAGAACUUUUACUGUCUCUUCUUUCUCAUCUCUAGAUGGUUUUUAGCGCUUCAGAGCUCCAAAGUUGGUUGUAUUUCUAAUGAUGUCUGCACAUUGUUUUCAUCUUAUUGACCAAGAAAGUUACUGCUGUUGUCGGAUAAAAUCCAUACAACGGCGUAUUAUAGCCAUCGUAGGUUAAAAAGAAAAUACAGACCCGGGAGAGGGGGUUAAUAUUCCGAGAAAAAAAUAAAUUUACAAGAAAUAACUCGGAUAUUCUCUUAGAUUAAAGUCGUAAAAUUACGAGAAAUAAUUUUGAUAUUCUCUGAGAUUAAAGUCGUAAAAUUGCAAGAAAUAAAUUGGAUAUUCUCUUGGAUUAAAGUCGUAAAUUUACGAGAAAAAACUCACAAAUCUACGACAAAAAAACUUGAAUAUUCUCCGAGAUUAUGAAAUCAUAAAUUUGCUUUUCUUUGCAAGGAUGGAUGAACCUCAUCGCACCACAAACACCGCCGUCUGCCGUGUAUUAUUCCUGCGGUGGAUGACCUGAUCAAGUUAUACAGUACAAUCAGAUUUAGCAAUAAGGAAAUACUCACGAUUUUAGCCCAGAAUCGUUCAUAUUAUCAUAAACAUCUGGACAGUUUACAAUGUUUCUGGUCAAAGUACGAGAUAAGACGACAUAAAGCCGCAUUAAUAAAAGGAUCACUGCUGUGGACAGAAGAGUUGAGGAGCUGCUCUUUCUUCUGCUCACCAGCUUCACUCCCCUUUACACCUCCUGAACUGUCCUCUCAUGUUACCGUUCCUUUGUGUCUCCAUCAGACGUUGAUGUGUUAAUGUUUGAAGACGUGGAUAGACAUGAAACCAAACUCCUAUUGUUGAUUUGUUGAUGUGUAAAUGUAGUUUUGCUGUUGGUUCCCGGGCUGCUGGAGACGGGUGGUUGUGGGUGUUUGAUUUCUGUUCUGAUGUGCUUUUAGUUUUUAAUGAUUUCAUUAUUUACAGUGAGGAAAGAAACAAACAUAUAUAUAUGUUGUUUACUGACUUUUAUAAACACGUGUGCAUGGCUGCAUGCUCACAACCCCCCCACUGCUGUUCCCCGUUAGACAUACGCUGGGUAAAGUGCCUGCAUUGUUCUUUCUAAAGAGUUGAUAAAAAAGAAAAUGAUGUUUUGACCCUUUUUAGUGUGUAUUUGAUUCUAAGACCACGUGCUCCGUUUAUUAAAAGAAAUCUGAAAAUGA
Messenger RNA from Sebastes umbrosus (honeycomb rockfish), 3300 nucleotides. RefSeq names its product pleckstrin homology domain containing, family A (phosphoinositide binding specific) member 1b (gene plekha1b). Gene Ontology annotation, cellular component: cytoplasm; membrane. The transcript is spliced from 13 exons. The record is from RefSeq and is a predicted model, not a curated record. Lineage: Eukaryota; Metazoa; Chordata; Actinopteri; Perciformes; Sebastidae. Gene Ontology annotation, molecular function: PDZ domain binding. Bases 142 to 1371 code for a protein of 409 amino acids.